UCUGCCUACUCCUUCCGGUCGCCAUGCGCCUUGGGAUAGCGGAGACGCUGGGAGCCCUCAACGCGGCCCUGGGGCCUGGCGGCCCAGUGUGGUUCAAGGAGACACGCGCCCGCCACCUGCGUGUCCGAGACUUCUUGGCACCGCGGCGCGCGCUGCAGGCGCGCUUCGGGGACGACCAGGUGCCCGAGCGCGUGGUUCACGCCAUCGUCGGCCUGCAGGGUCCUGGCGUGGCCCCGGUUCUGAGCUGCGCGCCAACCCCCGCAGGGCUGGCGCUCCAGCUGCGGCGGUCCGCCGUCUUCGAGCGCGUCCUGGGCGCCGUGGCCGCCUAUGCCGCGCCCACCGUCCCCGCAGCCCUGGGCCCGCGCGUCGUCCUGCACUGCCCGGCGCUGCGCGGCAGCCCCUGCGCCCUCCGCCUGAGCCAGCUGCGUGCCGUGCUCGUGGCCGACCACCUGGCGCGAGUUUUGCACGCUCACAGGGUGAGUGUGCGCCUAGUGCCCGCCGUGCGGGACCCGCACAUGCCGACCUUCCUGCAGCAGCUGCGGGUGGACUGGCCCGCGGCCUCAGAGAGAGCCGCGACCGAAGCCCUGAGGAGCCGCGCGCUUGCAGAGCUCACCCCUGCCCGUAACACGGAAGCCCUGCCCCCUGGCGCCCUGGGCCGAGUGUGCCUGAAGGAGCUGGUGGACGAACGGGGACGCACAACUGGCUAUGACCCCAACCUGGACAGCUGUCUGGGUAGGACCCGGAGCCUAGCAGGGCCAGAAAGUAGUCGGGCCCCGCACUCCCCGCCGGCCUCAGCCCUGUGUGUUCUCUUCGCAGUGACGGAGGAUCUGCUCGCUGUGCUGGCGGAGCUGCAGCAGGCUGUGCAGAAUUGGGCUGAGGACAGCUCCCUAGGCCUGGCUGCAGCCCCAGAUGCUGGUGCAGAUAGCUGCAUGGUUGUACACGUGGUGAGCUGUGAGGAGGAGUUCCAGCAACAGAAGUUGGACCUGCUUUGGUGGAAGUUGGAUGACCAGGCCCCUCUCAGACAGAAGCACCUGGUCUGUGGCCCAGUGAAAGUAGCUGGUGCGCCUGGCACCCUGACUGCCCCCGAGUACUACGAGUUCCGGCAUGCCCAGGUGUGCAAGGCCUCAGCACUGAAGCACGGUAGGGACCUGGCACAAGACCCAGCCUGGAUGGAAAUCUUCAGGGUUCUCCCUGUGGCAACCAUUAAGUUUGAGAUGCUCAGUACAGCCCCACAAAGUCAGCUUCUCUUGGCCCUGGCCGACAGCAGCAUUUCCACAAAGGGCACCAAAAGUGGCACCUUUGUCAUGUAUAAUUGUGCACGUCUUGCCACACUCUUUGAGAGUUACAAGUGCAGCAUGGAACGAGGUCUGUACCCCACUUUCCCACCUGUGAGCAAUCUGGAUUUCUCCCUGCUACAUGAUGAGCACCCUUCUCCCCCACAGGGUGAGUGGUUGCUGCUCUUCAACAGCGUCCUCCCCUUCCCAGACCUGCUGAGCCAGACAGCAGCCCUGCCCUGCACAGCCCCAGGGCUCCACAUCACUGCACGCACAGAGAUGGUGUGCAAGUUCCUGGUACAGCUCAGCAUGGAUUUCAGCUCAUACUAUAACCGGGUACACAUCCUAGGGGAGCCUCGACCACACUUGUUUGGUCAAAUGUUUGCCCGUCUGCAGCUUCUGCGGGCUGUGCGUGAAGUGCUCCACACCGGGCUGGCCAUGCUGGGUCUCCCUCCACUGAGUCACAUCUAAGGCCACAGAGGCCCCAAUAUAUGGGAAUGUCCACAAAGUCAUCAACUGAAAGGGAAAAAAAAACCCACAGAUUUUGUUAGAGACCCGGAGCCAAAAUAAAUUGCUUCUGUGACAAAGUUUUGUCCCAUUGUGGGGAGUGGGGCAU
Molecule: messenger RNA, 1890 nt
Organism: Physeter macrocephalus (sperm whale)
Lineage: Eukaryota; Metazoa; Chordata; Mammalia; Artiodactyla; Physeteridae
Gene: DALRD3
Product: DALR anticodon binding domain containing 3
Exons: 11
Coding region: 24-1745 (573 amino acids)
Biological process (GO): arginyl-tRNA aminoacylation; tRNA C3-cytosine methylation
Molecular function (GO): tRNA binding; arginine-tRNA ligase activity; ATP binding
Source: RefSeq, a predicted model, not a curated record